Molecule: messenger RNA, 7746 nt
Organism: Esox lucius (northern pike)
Lineage: Eukaryota; Metazoa; Chordata; Actinopteri; Esociformes; Esocidae
Gene: stxbp5l
Product: syntaxin binding protein 5-like
Exons: 30
Coding region: 741-4529 (1262 amino acids)
Biological process (GO): regulation of exocytosis; regulation of protein secretion
Cellular component (GO): SNARE complex; plasma membrane; cytoplasm
Molecular function (GO): myosin II binding; GTPase activator activity; syntaxin binding
Source: RefSeq, a predicted model, not a curated record
GUGCCCGAGUGGAGUCUUCAGCACCAUGGACAACGACUCACGCUAGACUGCAGGGAAUCAGGGCUGGGAGACAGCGUUGUCUACAACCGCUGGAUCCGCGACAAAUUGGCUUGAAGACUUAUCUGAUUCGUUUACCUUUUGCUCUACUCGGUUCGUGCGAUACGGUUGACUUGCAUUUUUGUUUUGAUGCCCGCGAGUGCAAGAAAUCGAGCUGUAUUUAGCUGCAUUGUCUCUUCGUAGAUCUGCCUCACUCUUCGUCCAGCCAAAACAGUGACCUUUUAUUUCCUUGUCCAGGUAUUUAUCUCAUAACGGCUGCAGUAGUUGAUUAGGCAAUUCUAUUUUAGUUUUUGUCUAGCCGUCAUGGUUUAUUGUGAUGCGCAUAUACCUAACUAAAGAAACAUGAAGUUUCCUGGUUCAAACCUUUGCUCGGGCAUGCUCUGAUGCGCAGUAAACCUCAGUUUGCAAUUGACUAUUCUAUUCUGUCUAAGUGUCCUCGUGCAAAGAAGUUAAACUAUUUUGUGGACAGAAGCGCACAAUGAGGUCCCACCAAGACUUUUUGAAUUGCACAUAAAAAGAAGAGAGGGAGAAAGGCUGCGGGAAGCGACGCCUGCCAGCCCCCAGUGGGGUCCUAAACAAAACGGUCUCUAGCGUCAUAUUCGCAUUUAAAAGGGAGACACUUCUUCGUUGGUUGACAGAGUUUAUAGAUAUAGACCUCUUUUCCCCCGCUAAACUAAAGCAAGAUGAAGAAGUUUCGGAAGGUAUUGGACGGCCUGUCCUCUUCUUCCCCUGGGGGAGUCGCGUCCCCGUCUUGCGGAAGUGCAGCUGGUACCCCUACUGCUCAUGCGCCCACUCCCCUGGAUAUCCAUGUCCAGGAGACCCUUGUCUCAGAAAACUUUCACUUAUGCAAGACGGUGCGUCACGGCUUCCCAUACCAGCCCACCUGCCUGGCCUUCGACCCCGUCCAGAAGAUCCUGGCGAUUGGCUCCAGGACGGGAGGCAUACGCAUCCUGGGACGGCCCGGCGUGGACUGUUACAGUCAGCAUGAGAGUGGGGCGGCCGUGCUCCAGUUACAGUUCCUCAUCAACGAGGGAGCUCUGGUCACGGCGUGUGCAGACGACACCCUACACCUGUGGAACCUUCGCCAGAGACGCCCAGCCAUCCUCCACUCACUCAAAUUUAACAGGGAGAGAAUCACGUUUUGCCACCUCCCCUUCCAGAGCAAAUGGCUGUAUGUCGGCACGGAGCGCGGCAACACGCACAUCGUCAACAUCGAGUCCUUCGUCCUGUCUGGAUACGUCAUCAUGUGGAACAAGGCCAUAGAGCUAGCGACUAAAACACACCCUGGGCCUGUGGUCCAUCUGAGCGACAGCCCAAAGGAUGAAGGAAAGUUGCUGAUAGGGUUUGAGAGUGGAACUGUGGUCCAGUGGGACCUCCGAGCCAAGAAGGUCGACUUCAGAAUCUACUACGAUGAAGCUAUCCAUUCUGUGAGUUGGCACCACGAGGGGAAGCAGUUCAUGUGCAGCCACUCGGACGGCAGCCUGACUGUGUGGAACCUGAGAAACACAAGCAGGCCCAUCCAGGUCACCUAUCCGCACGGGAAGAUACUGAAGGAUGGAAGGAAAGAGUCAUGCAAGCCCAUACUCAAGGUGGAAUACAAGACAUCUAGGAACAGCAGCGAGCCCUUCAUCAUCUUCUCGGGAGGUCUGUCCUACGACAAGGCUGGCGGACGGAGGCCAACCCUGACCAUCAUGCACGGCAAGGCCAUCACUGUCCUGGAGAUGGACCACCCCAUUGUAGAGUUCCUGGUGCUCUGUGACACCCCGUACUCCAACGAGGUCCAGGAUCCCUAUGCAGUGGUGGUGCUUUUAGAAAAGGACUUCAUUGUGGUGGAUCUAACACAGAGCAAUUUCCCCAUCUUUGAGAACCCCUACCCCAUGGACAUCCACGAGUCCCCUGUCACCUGCACGGCCUACUUCGCCCAGUGCCCUCCUGACAUCAUCCCCAUCCUCUACUCCAUAGGAGCCAAGCAGAAGAAGACCGGCUACAGCCACAAGGAGUGGCCAGUAAGUGGCGGCACCUGGACCUUGGGCUCACAGACCUACCCAGAGAUCAUUGUGACUGGACAUGCGGACGGAACCGUAAAGUUCUGGGACGCCUCCGCCAUUACGCUCCAGAUGCUUUACAAGCUGAAGACGUCCAAGGUGUUCGAGAAGCCCAAGGCCGGGGAGGGGCGGACGACGGAGGUGCUGGACGAGGACCCCUACGCCGUCCAGAUGGUCAGCUGGUGCCCACACAGCCGGUUGUUCUGCGUGGUGGGCAUCUCUGCCCACGUCAUCCUGUACCGCUUCAGCAAGCACGACGCCAACACGCAGAUAGCGUCGCUAGAGGUGCGUCUGCAGUUUGACUCAGAUGACGCCGUUUCCCCGUCUGAGAACGAGAACAACCCGUGCUUCUCGGACCCCAGCUCCCACUCACCCCUGCAGCCUGGCAGCCCUGGCAGCGCUACGCCAGACAGUGUCCCCGGUCUCAGGGUGAAGAGCCGUGCCCUGCGGAUGCCCCCGGGGUACCAAGCGGAGUUGGUGGUGCAGCUGGUGUGUCCACCGCAGCAGAUCACCAGCCUGGACAUCAACUCUGCCUACGGCCUCCUAGCAUUUGGGAACUGUAAUGGUGUAGCGGUAGUGGACUACCUUCAGAAGACCAUCCUGAUGUGUGUGAGCACUCUGGAUCUGUACGGGGCCGCUGACCCCUAUCAACGUCUCACACGCUCCCCGCGCAGGAACAGGCAGUCCACCUCAGACUUUUGCAUGCGCGGCCUGUCUCACUUUUAUUCAGAUUCAAAGAAAAGGAUCCGUACGUCCUAUCAGAGCCUUACGGAACUCUCCGACAACCAGGUGUCCAUUGACAUGGAGAGAACCAAGUCACCCACUUCAGUUCCCUACCCAAGCUCCCUCCACAAUGACCCUCGCUCCAUGCCUGAGCCCCUGGCAAGUUUGAGGGCGAGCCACUGCAGUCCUGUCUUUUACUUACUGGACAAUGUAAAGGGACCCGGCAGAAAGUUAAGUCUGCCAACAGAUCUUAAGCCUGAUCUUGAUCAUGUAAAUGGACAUUGCACUAGCCCCACCUCCCAACCCUGCUCCAUGGGGAAGCCUCGCAUCCCAGGGGUUCCUGAGGGCCCGCGGCUCACCCGGAGAGGGCCCGGCCGACCGCCCUUCCGGAAGGCCCAGUCUGCCGCAUGCAUGGAGAUCUCUUUGCCUGUUUCCUCCCACACGGAAGUAGGCGGGUGUGCGUCCAGGAGGGCAAUGCUUCAGCAGUUGCACGGAGUCAGUAUGUACUCCCACGACGAACACCACACCACCACGCCCUACAACUGGAGCGAGAGAGCAGAAAGCCGAGAGAACUCGUUCAGCCGUUCGCGGAGCUCCAGUGUGUCCAGCAUCGACCGUGACACCAAGGAGGCAGUGACCACCCUGCAGUUCGGAGAGUCUUACGGCCGUAAGGGAGAGCCUCUGCCCUCCGCCUGCCUGUGGGUGGGAACAAGCCUGGGCGUUGUCCUACUUCUACCCAUAUCCAUCCCCGCGGAGGACGAGGACAGGAUGGAGGAGCCUGUAACCAUCGGGCCGAGUAGCACCGUCUUGAUGCUGAAGGGAUCCGUGCUGCGUUUCGCGUUCCUGGACUGCGGGGGCGCUCUCAUCCAGAGUCCCUAUGAGGUUUGGCGGGACCCCAAUGGUCCCGAGGACCCGGACCGGACCCGCCGACGUAAGCUUGUCAACUUCUCACCGUGGCCAUCCCACGAGGCUGGCGUUGACGGUCACAUGGCCGUGGUCUGCUCGGAGAAACAGGCCAAGGUCAUGCUCAUGCCCAGUCAGACUGUCCUGUUCGCACACAACGUCACAGAGUCCUCCUUCAUACUGCGGGCGGACGUCGUCUCCGUCUGCAGUAGCGUCUGCCUGGCCUGCUUCUGCGCCAACGGACACGUCAUGACCCUCAGUUUGCCCAGUCUCAGACCCCUGAUGGACAUCAACUACCUUCCCCUGACCGACAUGCGUAUCGCCCGGACCUUUGUCUUUACCAACGGAGGCCAAGCUCUGUACCUGAGCUCCCCCACAGAGAUCCAACGAAUCACAUACAGCCAGGAGAUGGCAGACAACCUACAGGACAUGCUGGGGGAGCUGUUUACACCAAUAGAAACACCAGAGGCCCAGAACAAAGGAUUCCUGAAGGGCUUUUUUGGGGGCAACGCUCAGCCCUUUGACCGAGAGGAGCUGUUUGGGGAGGCAGCGGCGGGGAAGGCGUCUCGAAGUCUGGCUCAGCACAUCCCCGGUCCUAUGGGCUUGGAGAACAUGAAGGCAGCAGCUGGUGGGGUGGUGGGGGACCUGGCCCGGGCUCGCAUCGCUCUGGAUCAGAGGGGCGAGAGGCUCGGCGAGCUGGAGGAACGAACAGCCCUCAUGAUGAACAGCGCUGAGAUCUUCUCCACGCACGCUCACCAGGUGAUGCUCAAACACAAGGACAAGAAAUGGUAUCAACUUUAAGGGAACAGAACAGAGGGUCACCACUGCCUCCUCACCUGGUGGGGGCGCUAUGUUAGAAUAUGUACUUUCACUCUACAGACAGAAGAGAGAAACUGAGAUGGAGAGAGAUGGAGAUGGAAAGAAAGAGAGAAAGAGCGAGAGAGAGCCACGCACACAAGAGUUACUUUGUGUUAAUGGGCCUCUCUGUAGGCUGUCUCCACAUAAUUGUCAUAAGACAGAGGAUGGUCACUUGUCUAGACUAUAGUGAGAUGGACGAAGACCAAGAAGUAUGUUGAUAAGACGGGGGAACCCCUGUAAAGGCUGAUGGCAGUCCAUCUGUGUGUGUGUGUGUGUGUGUGUGUGUGUGUGUGAGUGUACGUGUGCGUGUUACCCAGAUCUUGCUGUGUAGAUACUCUAAAGUUAAGAAACCAACCAGACUGCAUGAAACAACAUGGAUGAAUAGUAAAAACAUAAAACUGCCAUAUUAAAAGGCAGCAUGCUACAUCAACAGAGGAAAAUAUUUAAUAUCGUAAGCCAACAACAGCAAGUAAAACAACAUUAUAAUUUUUGAAACAUGGAUAUAUUGCUAUAAAGCCACAUUUUCCUUUUGCCUUUUUGUUACUUUGAUUUGGUUAUAGCAUUUAACUAUCAAUACUUUCUUCACAGAAUACUGCUGACGAUGACCGCAACCAUAUUUCCACCUUUAAACACGGUGCUCGUCGUUUUCAAGACCUCUGAUGUCCACACACUAGGCAGUACGAAAAACAAAUCUUUCAACACGUAUCACUACACAUAAUCUGGACCACUGUCCAUUUUACUAGCACUCAUUUCAUGCAGUUGGCUGCUGUUGUUAUUCUGUUAUCUAAAAAAAGAUAGAUUUAACCUCCCUGACAGAAAUGUACGAACGAAGGGGAACAGUUAGAUUUUUAACGUGUUAACGGAAUUGGAGAUUAGUGUCGGCUGAUGUGCCACACUGAUUGUACUCUGUGACGUCUGUAUUGAGUGUGUUUAUUAACAUAAUAAUAAUUAAUGUGCCAUAAAACCAAGAUGGGUGAAUCUCUUAUGACUAGCAAAGAGCUAAAAACAUUAUGUUGUAAUAACUGUAUGUUUUCUGUAGAAGAGAACAGGCUACCUACGCCAUUACUUUCUGGAUGGCCUUUGAUAGGUGUAUGUCGUUUCAAAUUAGUUCCUGUUUUUUUUUUUCAGACCGAAUUGUGACAUUCUCUUAUUCUCCGUAAUCGUUUUUCGUUGUUUGUUCGAUUAUAAUUUUUUUGGUUGAAACACUGAAUUAGUUUGAAACUGAAUUUGUUUUAUUAUGUAUGAGUAUGGUGAGACACUUUCUGUGUCAUGCGGGCCCAUGUGAAGAUAAAAUGUGUAGUAUUUCUUCUGCCAAAGCAAUUCAACUGAAUGAAGCUCUCGAUCGGAGUAUCGUGUCAUUGUAUGUAAUCGUGGCUGGUCGGUCCCGUGUUUACAUUUUGGUAUCCAGAAUGGUAUUCUUUUACAAUAUAAUGUUGAACUAUGCUUCAGACGUCCACAGGUGUCAUGUUCAAUAGGAGUAGGUCUAACUAGUAGACUGAUUUAGGAGUGUGAUCUACUUAAAAACACCACUACCAGUUUGGAUCGGAAAUCCCGCAGUCUUUUGGGUGUGCGUGGUGAUUUGUAUUGAGAAAUGAAUAGUAUUUAGAUAACUAAUAGCCGACCAUUAGGCCAAUGGGCCUUGCUGUUGUCAGUUGUCAUUGACAAAUAUACAAUAGAUGGGUAUUUUAUUAUUACAGUACGUGUAACCAAUCCAGGCUGAUAUGAAUUUGAAGCAAAUCUGUGUUUCUAUUCUUGGUUUUACGUGUAACUGCUCCAGAUGACUUCAGUGUAAAGUUCUUUAUCUCUUGCCCCAUAGUGGUGGGUCGGAGACUCUUUCAUCUCGCUCAUCUACUAUGUACAAAGGUUAUUCUAUGAUACGUGUUAUUGUAUACAAGUCAAUAAAUGUACACGCAACAAAGCCCCUUGUAACUAAUAAAAAAAACAAUACUGUUGUUUAUUUUUCUGUUUUCGAAAAGGUUUGUUUUUUUUAUUCGCAAAUGAUACAAAAGUCAAAAUGUCAAAGCAGUCACCUGGUGUCCAUAAUGUUAGCCGACACAAUGUAACACACACACACGCACACACAGGUAUGAUCCGGUAGGACAUCCAAUCAUUUCACCCUGCUUCUUCUAAGGCAAGCACGUCUUCUUUCCUGAAGGACAGGCAGCCUUCUUAACUGUACCGGGGGGAGCUACAAACUGUACCUGCCGGCUUGUCAGAGGUUGUGACUAGAGUUGAUACGUUUCAGAAAACGUCAGUAAAUUCCCUGGUUUUCCCAAAAUCCCGCUUGGAAGAUUUUCAGAGAAAAUCCUGAUUCCGGGAACACUAUCCAAGGUUUUUGUGGAAACCAGGGAAUUUAAUAGAAAAUUCCGGGAAUUUUGCAACCCCUCAUUAUUGUCCAGCUACACUACAAAGAAGUGUCUUUUCAUAGGGAGUUAGGAGAGCAUUUGAGGUAACCCUUACCUUUUCCCUAACCAAUGUAAUUAUCUUAAUCUGCUUAGGUAAUUCUACUAACCUGCUGUGUAAAUUAUCCUAACCUGCUAUGAGAAGGUAAUAUCUCCAUCCCCAGCUGCAUACACUCAAGUCUAAACCCUUUUCAGGCUAUUAUAAAGGCUAUUGUUCAUAAACGAGUGAGGUCUUUUGAAAUGGAACGGGUCUUCUCUACAUGUUUACUGGCCACGAGGUUGAGUUAGUAUCAGUGCUGUAAAACUUCAAUGGCUGAAAAAAAGAGAACAAAAAAAUCUACCGAAAGACAGGGUGUUUCUUUGUACAUUUUUGUUUUUAUAUCAACUGUACAACAAUGCUGUCUGGGAGUAAAGAAAAAAUACAAAACCAAGAAAAAAAGCGGUUCUUAGGAUAUGAUUUCUCUGUAGACGUUGUACCUGUUUAUUGGAUCAUGGUACCGUGCCUGCAUUUUGGCUCUGUCUCAAGUCACUGGAACUCCUGUUCUCACUGUCGUUUUCUGGCCAAGCUGACUGUUUCUCACGUUGUUUUCUCGACGACGGCAGUGAAGUUUGUCUUGUUUAAAUGGAUUCUACCACCUUUGGUUCCUAUUGAUAUUAGUAGUGUGAUAGAGAUUACUGGGGGAAAAAAGUGAACUGAAAACAUGUUUGAUGCAAAUCAAAAAUUGAAAUAAACAUUGAUUGAUGUACACACGAGGAAA